UAUAAAGAACAAACCUCUUAUUACACGUGUACUGUAAAGAGGUUAUAAAUAUGUAUAAGUGACUGAAGUUGUGCGACAAUUGUACGAUAAUAUAGCACGAAAAGAGGUUAAAAUGGGUUACGUACAGGAUACUUAAAUAGAAGAAAGUUUAAACAAAGAAACUAGAUAGAUAACUCUGAAGUUCUAAUGUUAAAAUACCUGCCUGCCAAAAAUAAGAUAGAUUGAAGGCACUCCAAUAAAUAAAAUAUAAGAUGGCAUCGAUAACUGAGUUAGUGAACUCCUUCGACGUGGAUUCGGAAGAACUUGAAUGGUUGAUACAAGAGAUAAUGGUCAAUAAUGACGUGCCAUUUUACAAAGACGAGGUUGACAGAUUGCAAAAUAUUAUCAUAGCAAAUAUUAAUUCUCGUAUAAAUCAAGAGAAUACUCGAUAUCAUGGUUUACGUAUGUUGGAUAGAAUUUUGCAUAGAUGCUCCAAAGAUUUAUUUUCAAAGUAUGGUUUAUUGUGGAUAGCCAAAGCUACUCAAAUACUAGAAAAUGCACGGAGUAAUACACAAGAAAUAACACUAGCGUGCAAAGUAUUGGGAUCUUUAAUCGAACACUGUAAAGAAAUCACAGAUUUACACAAACAGAUCUCUAUGCAAAAUGUAAAACAACUCUUAAAUGUACUUGAUGCGUUGAAAACAGAUGCAAAGUGUGGAGCAGUGUAUUAUUUGACAGCCGUUUUGCUAUAUCAUUAUCCUCAAGUUUGCGAACGAUUUCAGGAAUUGAUAAAAAAAAUGAUACUAUUGCAAAUUGAUUCUACACAAGAAAAUUUGGUUAACGCAAGUGCAAAAUGUUAUGUUCUCUUGUCAAAAGCAACAGAGCGUUCGUUUAACCCACCGCCAACUAAAUCCACAUAUACUGCAUGGCUGUAUAAUGAAGCAUUACUUUGCAACAACUUGCACACUAUAAUGGAUACAUUGUUCUCUGAAUUACUAGAAUUGGAAAGUGUGGUUGUCUGGGAUCAGUUAGCAUUACCAACCAUACUUGAACAGGACAAUACAAUACAGUACUAUAAUAAACAAAAGCAAAGAUUUUCAAAUCUGUGCACUUAUCUUUCCUCAAUGUUGCGUGGAUAUGAAGCAAAAAAUACCGUUUUACCUGAUGCUAUUAUACGGGUUUUAUGCAGAGGAUUGGCAAUAACGCCAUUAAAUAUAAAAAAUAAAACAUUUAAGGGACAAAUGUUAUAUAUGAUCUUGCCAAAAAUGCAUAUUAGCUUACUCACAGUUUUGGAUGCAUUUAUAAAUGGAUUUGCACAGGAGUUGAUACCGUUUGGAGGAACAAUAUUAAGUUUAUUCCAGCAAACAUUGCAGUGGACUAGCACUAUUUUAGAAAAUCAAAUAACAUUUGGUAAUAGUAAACCUUUCAAAAAUGUUAAAAUAUGUCUUUAUAAAUGUCUCUCUUCGUGGUUGAAGAAUACCAAAUCAUUGUCAGGUAUAGAGACAAUUACGAAUAAAGAUAUCACCUUCAUAUUAAAAGAUAUAACACCAGAAGAAGAUCGUAUAUUAUUAUCUGUGCAACAAAACACACAGCAUUUGUCUAAACGAGCAACAAAACGUUUGAAAAACAGUCAAUAUGAAAACAGUUCAGUCUUGAAUAAUGGAGAAGCUGUAACUAAAAAUGAACAUUUAGAUGCAGAUGUAUGCAGAGAAGCUGCUAUUGUUUUACAGAACAUACUUUUCAGUGGUAGCGUUCUGCUAAAACUGACAUUUUAUAAGAAUGUUCAAAAUACCAUUAUACCUUUAUUAUACAAUCAUUAUUUGGGUUCCUCUGGACAAAAUUUUUAUAAACAACACAACAAAUGUCGCUUGGAGCUAUUCAAAGUAUUAAAGGCUUUACAAAUGAACCCACAGGCUACAUUAGCGUUUCCUACACAAUAUUCUUUAGAAAUAUCACACAUGGCAGCUAAUGAUAUUGAUUUAAAUAUCGCUUAUGAAGCUAAACUUACAUUAGCCGAAUUGGAAAAAAUUAUACAUCCUGUUGCACCUACGUUACAAUUACCUCGACAGCAAAAACCUGAUGAUCAAUUUGUUUCUGAAAAACAAGAAGAAGAAGUUGCUACUAUUAGCGAAUUGGAUAAAAAAAGUAGGGUUGAAGAAGAACUUUCUCAAGAUACAAAUAUAAUGUCUACAUGCAAACGGCCAAAAAUAAUUUCAAUAGAACGUGUUAAAAUAAUGGAGAAUGCAAGCAGUACAGAACAAAAUUGUUUGGAAAGAAUAGAAGCAAAUAAUAGUGUAAUGGAUGUAGAUAAAUCUCAGGUAGAUAAGAAUUCGUUCCAAAAUGUUUAAAAUGACAUUUUUUUAAGCAUGUGAUAUUCAUUAACUCUUCGAUACACAAUUUUUCUUGCUCUUGUGAUACAUUUUUAUCUUUGUACUUUUCAAAAUUUUUGAAAUGUCAUUUCUUUUCCAAAAUUUUUGAAAAGGAAAAGAUAAAAAUGUAUCACAAGAAUAAGAAAUUGCAUAAGAAAGAAAGUUAGUGUUGUGUAGUUGAAGAAUUAAUGAAUAUCAAAAAUCACAUUUACGUCGAAAAUUUGUUAUGUCAUGAUACGCGAAAUGCAAAUGUUAGAUAUAAAUUUAGAGCAGAUUUGGUGCCUAAAUAUUGAUAAUAAAUCUGACACAUAGUAUUGCGAUCAACAUCGCAUUGGUAUUAGAAUUUUAAUAAUGCCCCAACAUUGUGUAGUAAUAAAGAAUUCUAAAUUUUGUA
This is a messenger RNA of Linepithema humile (Argentine ant), 2742 nucleotides long. Its product is annotated as proline-, glutamic acid- and leucine-rich protein 1. The record is from RefSeq and is a predicted model, not a curated record. Gene Ontology annotation, cellular component: nucleus. NCBI's taxonomy places the organism in Eukaryota, Metazoa, Arthropoda, Insecta, Hymenoptera, Formicidae. Gene Ontology annotation, biological process: rRNA processing.